AUGGUUGUUCCCACCGAGCCCAUCGAUCUGCUUUGCGGAUGGCCCAACCCCGCGCUCCUCCCCGCCCCCGAUCUCCUCCGCUCCGCCACGACCGUGCUGACCGACCCCUCCAUUGCACACGCCGGUCUACUGUACGGCCCGGACGAGGGCUAUGAGCCUCUUCGUGUUCACAUAGCCAAGUGGCUAGGGAACUGGUACCAGCCUCGCGAGUCUAUUCACCCGCACCGUAUUUGCAUCAGCGGCGGGGCCAGUCAAAACCUCGCGUGUAUUCUUUCCGUCUUUACCGACCCUCUAUACACCCGAAAUGUCUUUAUGGUUGAUCCGACCUACCACCUCGCAGGCCGCAUCAUGGACGAUGCCGGUUUUGCCGGGCGAGUACGUGGGGUACCGGAAGAUGAUCAAGGAUUCAAUCUCCAGGUGCUAAAGAAUAUGCUGGCCGAAGCGGAGAGGCAGGCGCAGGCAGAGGGAAACAUGGAACCGAAGUUGAAACCUCCUCGGCCUUGGCGCAAGAUCUACAAAUAUAUCAUCUACGCUGUCCCCACGUUCGCCAACCCCUCCACCAAGAUUAUGUCCCUGCAUCACAGGGAAGAAUUGGUGCGCUUGGCUCGCAAGUAUGAUGCACUACUAGUGACAGACGACGUCUACGACUGCCUGCAGUGGUCGGCUAUUCGCGGGGAGAAGGCACCGGUGCACGCGUGUUUGCCUCGACUGGUGGACAUUGAUCGGUAUCUAGAUGGCGGCUUGGCAGAUGAAUGGGGUCACGCAAUUAGCAACGGCAGCUUCAGCAAACUGAUCGGGCCCGGGGCCCGCACUGGAUGGGCCGAGUCAACGGAAAAGGUUGCUUUCGGACUGAGUCAAGUAGGGUCGUCUCGGUCUGGGGGAGCUCCCUCUCAAUUAUGCUCAACUAUUAUCGACCAACUACUGCCAUCGGGCUUCCUAGAAAACCACAUCUCGCAGGUCCUACAACCCGCGUAUGCAGAGCGGUAUCACGAUCUCUCUGCCGCCAUCCAGGAACACCUAGUCCCCCUUGGAGUCAAGUUCACUACCCCAUCUACAGGAGUCGCGGGCGGGUAUUUCAUCUGGAUUACCCUGCCCACCCCACUCCGCGCGGCAGACAUUGUGGAGCGGGCCCAGAAAGACCAAAAUCUGCGUCUAGCGCGUGGCGAUAUUUUCCAAGUGGCUGGUGAAACAUCGGGUCCAACAGAUCGCUUUGGAGACUGCCUUCGCCUUUGCUUUGCGUGGGAAGAGCCGCGUCACCUGACUGAGGGUGUACGUAGGCUCGCACGUGUCAUGCAGGCCGCUGUAUAA
Messenger RNA from Penicillium atrosanguineum, 1308 nucleotides. RefSeq names its product aminotransferase-like domain-containing protein. Gene Ontology annotation, molecular function: L-2-aminoadipate:2-oxoglutarate transaminase activity; pyridoxal phosphate binding. NCBI's taxonomy places the organism in Eukaryota, Fungi, Ascomycota, Eurotiomycetes, Eurotiales, Aspergillaceae. The record is from RefSeq and is a predicted model, not a curated record. Gene Ontology annotation, biological process: biosynthetic process. The transcript is spliced from 3 exons. The coding region runs from base 1 to 1308 and encodes 435 amino acids.